Molecule: messenger RNA, 1616 nt
Organism: Centropristis striata (black sea bass)
Lineage: Eukaryota; Metazoa; Chordata; Actinopteri; Perciformes; Serranidae
Product: zinc finger protein OZF-like
Exons: 3
Coding region: 154-1341 (395 amino acids)
Biological process (GO): regulation of transcription by RNA polymerase II
Cellular component (GO): nucleus
Molecular function (GO): DNA-binding transcription activator activity, RNA polymerase II-specific; RNA polymerase II cis-regulatory region sequence-specific DNA binding
Source: RefSeq, a predicted model, not a curated record
ACGGGCUAUGGUAUCAACUCCACAAUGCUACAGCUUGUUUAGUAAGCAGCAGCAACUCGCUAUUUUAUAACGUGAGUUGGGUUAAAUUUAAGACGUUGCGGACGAAUGAUGUGACAACCUGCGGUUGUAAGGAUUAUUAGAGAGGCUGCAGUCAUGGGUCCAGACACUACAUCGGCCUCUAAAACAGAAUCUUCAGAGGAGAGUCCUGCAGAAGUCACCGUGAAGUUAAUCUCGGAAUCAGAUUCCAAUGAUGCUUCAACCGCCACUGAACCAGAAAACUCCAAACAGCCAGACACCAACACAUCCGACAAGUGUUACCCCUGCUCCACCUGUGGCAAGGUAUUCGACCGACCAUCGAAGCUAGAGAGGCAUAAACCUGUUCACACGAGGAAACCUAAGACUCUUCAUAAGUGUCAGCAUUGUGAGAAGAGUUUCACUCAACAAGAGAAGCUGCUCCGGCACGAGAAUUGCCACAAUAGAACUAACAAGCAUCCCUGUCCUGACUGUGGGAAAGUUUUUAACAGGCCUUCGAAGUUAGAGAGACAUAAGCGCACCCACUCAAAGAAACCGAAGGUGCCUCAUCAGUGUUCAUACUGCAUGAAGACGUUCAGUAAACUUAACAAACUUGUCCGUCACAAGCGAAUGCACACUGGGGAGAAGCCUUUUACCUGCUCCAUCUGUGGAAAGGGAUUCUCAGAGUCCGGUCACUGCAAAGCACACGAAAAGACGCAUGAGGAGCAGCCGGAAAAACCUCACUGCUGCGCCGACUGUGGGAUGUGUUUCUUCAAAGCCUCAGAGCUCCGUCGACACUUUCGCUCCCACACAGGAGAGAAACCUUUCAGAUGCACCGUGUGUGAGAGCUCCUUCUCCCGCUCCGAAGGACUUAAAAGACACAUGAGGAGCCACACGGGGGAAAGACCGUACAAAUGCCUUAUAUGCGCAAAAGGAUUUUAUUCUCGGCAGGAUUUGAAUAUUCACGGAUUGACACACUCAGGAGAGAAACCUCAUCUUUGCCCUGUGUGUGGUAAAGGCUUCUCACAGCUGGGAAACAUGAAAGAGCACGAACAAAACGUUCAUAUUAAGUCAGAGAAAUAUAUUUGCAAUGAGUGUGGAGCAACCUUCACCCGAUACAAGUCACUGACAAAACAUCAGCGCACACACACAGGAGAAAGACCCUAUCUGUGCCUCACCUGUGGUCGCAGGUUUUCAUGGAGCCAUUCUCUCAGCAGACAUCGGAGGACACACGCACACAGACAGAUGUCCCUGGAGACAUCCAAAGACAUAUUAGGUUUUGAAGGACCCUCUGAGAAUGAAAUCCUUCCGGAGCCACAGUCAAGCUAAAAUGUACUAAUCUGUAGUAAUUAGUAGUGAAUUGGGAACUCAUUUUGAAGUUCUGGGACUAUUUACUUCACUGCUCGUUUUAUUUGUACACAAAAUAUGAAUUCCGAAAUUGUUAUUAUAGGGAUUCAGAUUACCUUUUUUUAUCAUCUCAGUUUUUUUGUUGAUCCCAGUUGUGUUCUGUAAAUUGGGUGACAGCUCAUGUGGCUAUUUUAGUACAUUACUGUAUGUUAUUAAGAUCUGUUUAAAUCUUCCUUUAUAAACAGAUUUUGCCUUUC